Cyprinodon tularosa is the source of this 2695-nucleotide messenger RNA. RefSeq names its product solute carrier family 25 member 19 (gene slc25a19). The record is from RefSeq and is a predicted model, not a curated record. Gene Ontology annotation, molecular function: thiamine transmembrane transporter activity. The coding region runs from base 182 to 1168 and encodes 328 amino acids. The transcript has 7 exons. Gene Ontology annotation, cellular component: mitochondrial inner membrane. Lineage: Eukaryota; Metazoa; Chordata; Actinopteri; Cyprinodontiformes; Cyprinodontidae. Gene Ontology annotation, biological process: thiamine pyrophosphate transmembrane transport.
CCUCUUGUUUUAAUUUAUCUUUGAAAUAUGGCGCAUGCGUUGUUUACUUUGCGGAAGUGCAAUGUGUGGCUUGAUGUUAGUCAAAUGCAAUUAGAGUGGAAUUGGUUGUCCUGCUUGCCUGUCUGUUGUUGUAUUAAUGAAUGACAUUCAGUUUAAGUUUUGUCAAUAGUGCUGUAGAGACAUGGUAGGAUAUGACCCCAGGGCUCAGAAUGCAGCACCCUCCCCAAAUGAGGCAGCCCUUGCUGGAUCAGCUGCUGGGAUGGUCAGCAGAGCCCUCAUCAGCCCUUUUGAUGUCAUUAAAAUAAGAUUUCAGCUGCAGAUUGAGCGUGUGUCUUCACGAAGCCCUGAGGGGAAAUAUAGGGGAAUAUAUCAGGCAUUCAGAAGAAUUUACUCUGAGGAAGGUCUCUCUGCUUUCUGGAAAGGUCAUAUUCCAGCACAGCUCCUGUCUAUUUGCUACGGGGCCGUCCAGUUUGUCAGUUUUGAGUUUCUGACUGAGUUGGUUCACAAGUCAACCCCUUAUGACAGCCAGACUUCAGGAGUUCAUUUUUUCUGUGGCGGCCUAGCAGCCUGUUCUGCUACCGUGGCCUGCCAGCCUCUGGAUACGCUGAGGACGCGCUUUGCAGCUCAGGGAGAACCCAAGGUUUACGGUAACUUGCGGUAUGCCGUGUCCACGAUGUGGCGCACUGAGGGGCCACUGACGUUUUAUCGUGGCCUGUCUCCAACUCUGCUGGCAGUGUUUCCUUAUGCUGGACUGCAGUUCUUCUUCUACAAUGUCUUUAAGCAGCUGUUGAGUCCUCCAGUUAAAUCCAGAGACUCAGGAGGAAACCUGAGAAGCCUGGUCUGUGGCAGUGGAGCUGGAAUGAUCAGUAAAACCCUCACAUACCCCUUUGAUUUGUUCAAAAAAAGGCUGCAGGUGGGGGGCUUUGAGAAAGCCCGAGCUCACUUUGGAGAGGUGCGGACCUACAGAGGCCUGAUGGACUGCGCGGUUCAAAUAGCCAAAGAGGAAGGUAUCCGAGGGUUCUUCAAAGGCCUCUCUCCCAGCCUCCUGAAGGCGGCUCUGUCCACAGGCUUCACUUUUUUCUGGUAUGAGUUCUUCCUCAACAUCAUGAAGAACACAAAGGAGAAACAGAGAACUGAUGACCUCAGUGGUGGCCGAAAGGAGAGAUGAUGAAAUAAAAAAAAAAAUAAAGAAAAUGAGGCAAUCACGCACACUAUAAAUGCACUAAUGCCUUGUUGCACUGAACACAUUUCUCAACUGGCAAACAGACUCUGGAUUUGGAUUUUUAUGGUGUUUACAUAUGUUAAAAGGGGAAAGUUAGUCAUGUAUAUCAUUGUAUUUCUGUAUCAUUUGCUUUUUUGUGCAACCUUUAUGUUUAUGUUAUGUCUGAGAUGACACACUCACAGAAACUUUUCCCCCAAAUUUUAAGAUUUAUGUAAUGUUUUUACAUAACAAACUCCUAAUUUACUUUUUUUUUUCUUUUAGAUCUUUUUAAUACAAACCUAUUAUAUAAACAUUACAUGAUCAAAACUAAUACUAAAGAGUUUAUUUCAAAUGCAUAAAGUUUGUUUGUUUUAAUUGUAUAAUAGUAAGGUUACCUUUAUGGAAUUGAAACAAUAAACUUUAUGUAUUUGAAUUAAAAACACUCAGUAUAAAUUCUGAGUAAGUUUAUCAUUAUUAAAUACAUGUAAAAUAAUUAAGCUUUAUUAUUCAAAAAUAGUGAUUAUGUAAGGUUUAGAUAGUUUGUUAAAAAUCAACUAAAAGAAUUAAAUGGGAAUUUAUGUAAUUUACAUAAAUAUUAAAAUUUGGGUGAUUUAUUUCUCUCAGUGCAGAAUGGCUGCAACCGCUUUACUGGGUCAACUAUUGAAAGCAAGCAGAGUCGGUCAUAAAGGGGCCAUGUCUUUACUAUGAUCACUUUACCUUAAAAUUCAAUUAGUAAUCAAAAUCUGGGUCUUGUUACGUGUUUAGAACAGGGAUUGGUAUUUAGACAGAGUAAUUCAGACUGGAGAUAGAUGGCUAGAGUGGGAGAAUGAACAAUAUUCAUGCAGAGUCAAUCUAUCAAACAAUGAGCACAGGAACUAGAAUCCCUGUUAGAUAUAUCCGCCUGUAUCUUCAGCUACUGAUGAGACUGGUGCCACACUGUUUGGUACUCGCUCUUAUAGAGGUUACUUCUGUCUUCUGUUUGGGUCAUAUGCUCCUGCGCUGCCACCACCUCCUAAAAUUUGUCAGAGUGGCAACAGUGGGUCAGCUUCAGCACCCCUCCCCUGUUCUGUGUCGCCAAAUCUCCACUGUGUAUUGAAAGUACAUGAACACAGAGUAAAAGGGAAAUAUCAACGUCUUUUAGGAACUUAAAGGUUUACAUGUGAUGUCCUCAUUAGACUUCAUGAAAUGUUGCACAUUUUCUGUUCAGCUUUGCUCCUGUUACCUUACAGUUUUUUGGGGGAAAUCAUUUGAUGUCCUAGAGUUGCAUGCAGAAUAACACCUCCAUUAAAAUACUUGAUAUUUAUUUUUAUAUAAACUGUAUCUAACAAGGAAAAACCCGAAUGUAUUGUUGACUUUUGUAAGUCUGAAUCAUUUCAGUUUGUCUGGAAUUAAACCAUCGGACCAGCUGCUCACAUCUCAUGAUUUUUCCUUUGCUGUGACUUGCAGGAUUUUAUCUCUUUGGAAAUAAAAUAAAAAAAGAACAGUGUUUAAAAA